Molecule: messenger RNA, 1646 nt
Organism: Arabidopsis thaliana (thale cress)
Lineage: Eukaryota; Viridiplantae; Streptophyta; Magnoliopsida; Brassicales; Brassicaceae
Product: ARM repeat superfamily protein
Exons: 6
Coding region: 267-1307 (346 amino acids)
Source: RefSeq, marked reviewed
CACACCAUAUGAAUACGACUCGUGAAAGUGCAUCAAAUCGCAUCGCCUGUUUUUAUAAUUUCUCGUCUUGUACAAAAUAAAAGACUCUCUCUCUCUUAAAAUUUCUCUUUCGAUUCUCUCGCAUUUCAAAAUUUCAUUUCCUUAUAUAGACUCUUAAGGCCGGCGAUUUCUGUGAGUCCAUAGAUUUUCGCUACUCCGCCGUCAGUUUUUCUCAACUCCGGAGGCUGUGUUUUUGCCACCGCUUUGAUUCGCCGGUAAGUUCACGUAUGGCCAGUAAUACUUUGAAAGAGAUGAAUAGUCUUCAUGUAACUGAGAAGAUAAGUGACUGUAAAGCUAGCUUGACCAAGCCAUGUGUUGGUAAAAUGAAUGGAAAAUCUGAAGAUAGACCAUUACCAAACUCUGCCUCCUUGGAUUCCAGUGAUUCUAAAGUUGUAGAAGCAGAGAAACCCGAGCCAGAGAUAGCUAUUGUGGAAGUUGAAUAUAUUGAAUCUGAAAACUUGGAUAAUGUAGACGAUGCUGAUGCAGUUCUGAAGUCUGUUUUAGCUGGACUAGAGUCCAAGGACUGGAUUUCACUCUGUGAUGCUCUUAAUAACGUUCGCCGACUUUCGAUAUUCCACAAGGAAGAAAUGAUGCAUAUGCUUGAAAAAGUGAUACCACUUGUCGUGAAAUCACUGAAAAAUCCAAGAAGUGCGGUGUGUAAAACGGCAUGCAUGACAUCUGCAGAUAUCUUCAGUGCAUAUAAUAAUCAUAUAACAGAUCUGUUGGAGCCUCUGCUUACUCAACUACUCCUCAAGUCUUCCCAAGACAAACGGUUUGUUUGCGAGGCAGCAGAGAAAGCUUUAACAGCAAUGACCAAAUAUGUUUCCCCAACCUUGCUGUUACCAAAGCUGCAACCUUGUCUCAAAAACAGGAAUCCUCGGAUCCGUGCCAAAGCAUCAUUAUGCUUUUCUCGAAGUGUUCCUCGACUGGGCGUUGAAGGGAUUAAAGAAUAUGGAAUCGACAAAUUAGUUCAAGCAGCCGCAUCUCAGCUUAGCGAUCAGCUCCCUGAAUCCCGUGAGGCUGCACGGACUGUCCUACUAGAACUUCAGAGCGUAUAUGAAAAAGCUCAUCCUCUCAUCAACCCUGAGACAUCAUCACCAGAAGAACAGCAAAUCCCGGAGGUAGAGCCAAUUACUUGGGAAACUUUCUGCAAGUCAAAACUGUCGGCUCUUAGCGCACAAGCCGUGCUUCGUGUCACCAAUGUUGUCACUGUUACUGCUCGGGAGGGUUUGGUUACUACAGGUUCAUCAUCUUCAUCCCAGUUAUAAACAUUUUCUACUACAAAUUUUUUAAAAACCGUUUGCUACGAGUCAUACGGUUUACAUGGUAUUCUCCGGCAUGGCGGCAUGAUCUACCAAAUUGGCAAAUUAUGGACCGAUAAAAAGAGUGAACGUUCGUGUAUGAAAAAUCUUGGCUUCUUUCUGGGUUAUUUUCUUUUUGUGGAUUCUCAUCUGUCUUCACUACCAGUACUUGUUUCUUUUUCUUAUGUGUAUAUAUUCUAUACCAAGAUUUGGUAAGAUAGUCAUGAGUCUUUUGGUUAUAUGCAAAAUUGGUCGGAUUCUUUGAAGAUUCAGUGAUCAUUAAAUAGAUAGCCAGUCUAUGCUUCU